UUCGUGACUGUCUGUUGUGAUAACAGUUUCAACCGGAUGGAUCGACGGAUUCCCGACUCAAUCGGUACGGUCGGUUUCAAAUCGACGCCCCCAGAUAACGACUUCAACUGCAACUAUCUGGCCACGCCCACCAAACUUAACGGUGAAGAGCACGUGGCGCUGGUUUGGCGCAAUGUGCGCGUUAGUUGUACGCUUACCGGAGGAUGCAGUUACAUUAUCCGCGAUGUCAGUGGAGCGCUCCAACCGGGCAGCCUGGUGGCCCUGAUGGGACCGAGCGGAGCGGGGAAAAGUACCCUGAUGACGGCGUUGGCCCACCGGAGUGCAGCAAACACCCUCGUCUCCGGCAGCAUCCUGCUCAACGGCCAACACGUGGGCCCCUCAAUGUACGACGUCAGCGGCUUCAUCUACCAGGACGAGCUGUUCUACGCGUCGAUAACCGUCAGCGAGCACCUCCACCUGAUGGCCCACCUCAAGCUGGGCCGCUCGCUAGCCGCACCCGAUCGUAACGAGCUGGUCCGCGAGCUGCUUUGCCGAACGGGGCUGACCAAGUGCGCCCACACCCGAAUAGGGGAGGUUGGCCAGGGCAAGACGCUCUCGGGCGGGGAGAAGAAGCGACUGGCGUUCGCGAGUGAGUUGCUGUCGCGGCCGAAGAUUCUUUUUUGUGACGAACCGACCACCGGGCUGGAUUCUUAUAGUGCGGGGCAGUUGGUGGCGAUGAUGCGGGACUUGACUCGAGGGGGGACUUCGGUGCUGUGUACGAUCCAUCAACCUUCGGACGAGCUGUUUCACAUGUUUGACAGCGUGAUGCUGUUGGCGAAUGGACGCGUUGGUUAUUUGGGGAGUCCACGCGGUGCUACCGGUUACUUUGAACGGUUGGGAUUGGUUUGUCCUGGGAGCAGCACUACGGCGGAGUUCCUGCUGAAGAGUUUGUCAAAUAGGAGGGAAUGUCGGGGGAUGAAGAGUUUGAAGCCGGAAGCUAUUUGCGAUCGGUAUCUGCAGAGUGAGCAGUUUCAGCAGCAGGAGCUGGUGAUCAACUCGGAGAUUUUCCUUUCUCAGUACGGAUACAGAAAGAGGUGCUUGAAGCGACGGAAGCAAGAUGGCCGUUCAUGUUGGUUCUACACGCUGUACUACCUGAUGAAGCGGAACUUCCUGCAGUCCCAUCGAGAUCCUACCCUGCAGUACAUGAAGCUGGCGCAGCGAAUAGUUAUAGCCCUGCUAGUGGGACUCUGCUUUUCCAACACGAUCGACCUGACCCAGGCUGGAGCGCAAGCCGUGCAGGGCAUCAUCUUCCUGAUCGUGUCGGAGAACACCUUUCUGCCGAUGUACGCCAUGCUCGCCGUCUUUCCCGAGUCCUUUCCGCUGUUUCUGCGCGAGCGUAAGGCCAACCUGUACGGGACGAUGCAGUUCUACGUGGCGCAGAUCUUGGCGAUGCUCCCCUUCGUCCUGCUCGAGUCGUUGAGCUUCAUACUGAUCGUGUACUAUCUGGCGCAUCUGCGGCCAACGCUGCUCGGUCUGCUGUGCACCGUCGGAACCAGCGUGCUCGUAAUGAACAUCUCGCUGGCCUGCGGCUGCUUCUUCUCCACCUUGUUCCCAUCGGUGCCGAUGGCCAUGUCCUAUCUGGUACCCUUUGAUUACAUUCUCAUGAUCACGUCGGGAAUUUUCAUCAAAAUCAGAUCAAUGCCAGUGGUCCUGCGAUGGCUCCCGUUCGUGUCGUGGAUGAUGUUUGCCACCGAGGCCAUUUCGAUUGCCCAGUGGGACGGAAUCGAACAUUUGAAUUGUACGGGAGUUCCGCGGGCGGCCUGCCACCACAGCGGCGAGGACGUCCUGAGUCAGUACUCGUUUGCGCGGGAGCAUCUCCGGACGGAUCUGAGCGCGCUGGUUGGGCAGUACUUUCUGUUUCACGCCCUAGCGGUGCUGUGCCUGAUGAGGCGCGCAAACAGGAGUUAGAGUUAGGAAAAAGUAAAAUUACGAGUGAAGAGUUUUGUGUUAGCGUACAUUUUUAGUCUAUGUUUUUAAGUUGUUUCUCUUAAUAAUUA
Messenger RNA from Culex pipiens pallens (northern house mosquito), 2036 nucleotides. RefSeq names its product protein scarlet-like. The coding region runs from base 37 to 1947 and encodes 636 amino acids. Gene Ontology annotation, cellular component: plasma membrane. NCBI's taxonomy places the organism in Eukaryota, Metazoa, Arthropoda, Insecta, Diptera, Culicidae. The transcript has 5 exons. Gene Ontology annotation, molecular function: ABC-type transporter activity; ATP hydrolysis activity; ATP binding. The record is from RefSeq and is a predicted model, not a curated record.